Drosophila bipectinata is the source of this 635-nucleotide messenger RNA. The record is from RefSeq and is a predicted model, not a curated record. NCBI's taxonomy places the organism in Eukaryota, Metazoa, Arthropoda, Insecta, Diptera, Drosophilidae.
AGUAAACGACGGUCGAACCACCUAGUCGAUUUGAUUUAGCGAUUAGCCCUGGGUAAGUGCUUACCUCGUCGAUAACUACAUGGGUACUUACUAGAUUAACCCUAUAGUAAUCGAACGUCGAACCACCCAGUUAAUAAAUAUAUGCGCAUUAGCGCAUAAGUACAAAGUAACGGCAAGCAUCGCUUUUGUUUUUGUUAUUUUGUGGAAAGAGCAUACACAAGAUUAAAGACAAAACUUCGAUUAUGCUUUACAUCGCUGUUUGUUUACGCGUCUUCGGUGCACUGCUUACAAAAACAAUUGUCCAGAAAGAACAGUUUGUUUUAUUUUGUGCUACUCUUUCGCUUAAACGCAGCUGUGUUUGCUGGCUGACGAAAUUUUUGCAAGCAUUUGAGUUAAGAAGUGCAAAGCGGAUCAAUCGAUUAUUAGCCAAUGAAGUGGUCUGGGCGUAUAUUGUGGAUGGCGAUCAGGGGAAAGGUGCCCUAAGAAAAGAAGAAAAUUUUUUUGGCGUUAUAAUCGAUUCAAUAACUGCAGUCGGCGGUAUUGGCCCAGCUGAGGAACAAUUGAGAAAGGCCCUGCAGCUCCAAAAAAAGAGAUUUAAAAAACUCAAGCAGCCUAAAAAUUUUAAAAAAUUUUAA